This is a messenger RNA of Neltuma alba, 1365 nucleotides long. RefSeq lists its product as uncharacterized. Bases 1 to 1365 code for a protein of 454 amino acids. Lineage: Eukaryota; Viridiplantae; Streptophyta; Magnoliopsida; Fabales; Fabaceae. The record is from RefSeq and is a predicted model, not a curated record. Gene Ontology annotation, molecular function: DNA helicase activity. Gene Ontology annotation, biological process: telomere maintenance; DNA repair. The transcript has 2 exons.
AUGAGAGGGCCCCUCAGCUAUAGAGACAUCAGGACAGUAGACAAUGUCAUCCAACCAACAUUUAGGGCGACGUGCUACGCACUGGGGUUGCUUCAAGAUGAUCAAGAGUACACCGACGCGGUAAAAGAGGCGGCCUUUUGGGCUACAAGUCAAUACCUUAGGAGAUUCUUCGUCAACAUGCUCUUAUGCCAUUGUUUGUCUAACCCCAUUUUAGUCUGGGAGCAAACAAAGCAUCUCAUAUGUGAAGACCUUCUAUACAUACCACGGCACGACCCAUGGCAUCAAGAAAUAUCAAUAACCGACUCGGAUAGGGAGGACGCUAGACUGAUUGAGAUUCAGAGGCUGCUCCUCAAGAACGGCAGGUCACUAGAUGACUACCCAUCACUGCCAAAACCAAGCUCCACUGAAUUCUUGGACACAAUAAACAACUUGCUACUCCUAGAACUUAGCUAUGACAAAGAUGCUUGUGCCGCGGACACCGCAAGGUUGGUAGCCUCACUAACAGAUGAGCAAACAAAGAUAUUCCACGAAGUCCUUAAUGUGGUCAGCGGGACAACAGGUGGGUUCUACUUCGUCUACGGUUACGGGGGCACUGGCAAGACCUUUCUUUGGAACGCCCUAACCGCAGUCGAACGAGCAAAUGGAGAUGUGGUCAUCAACGUCGCAUCGAGUGGAAUAGCAGUAACUCUACUACCAUCAGGAAGGACUGCUCAUUCAAGAUUCGCAAUCCCCAUUGACAUAAAUGAAGACUCCACAUGUAACAUUAGCCACGGUUCCCCUGUGUCUCACUUACUGCGGUCUGCAAAAUUAAUCAUCUACGAUGAGGCACCAAUGAUAAAAUGGCACUGUGUGGAGGCUGUCGAUCGAACAUUAAAGGAUAUAAUGAGGUGCGACCUCCCAUUCAGUGGAAAGUGUGUCGUCAUAGGGGGCGAUUUUAGGCAGAUAUUGCCUGUCAUACCGAAGGGAUUCUGUGCAGACAUUAUAGAUGCCGCUAUAAACUCAUCCGUUCUUUGGUCGGCGUGCAAGCUAUUCCAGCUCACUAAAAACAUACCCCUGCAGACGGCAUCAAAGGCAAUAGACCAAAAAAAGAUCAGUAAAUUUUCCAAAUGGCUGCUUGACAUUGGUGACGGUAUAAUUGGACUACCCCAUGAGGGCACGACAGACAUUGAGAUCCUGGUCGAUUUCCUCAUCACCGACUCCCUCAACCCUAUCCACUCUAUAGUCUCAUCCACAUAUCUUGCACUCCACCAGAACAUCACGUAUCCAAACUACCUCACAGAAAGGGCGAUUUUAGCCCCCACGACCGAUGUCAUCGACCAGAUAAACGAUUACAUGCUGUCACUCCUCCCUAGAGACUCUAUUUAG